Molecule: messenger RNA, 3271 nt
Organism: Pseudophryne corroboree (corroboree frog)
Lineage: Eukaryota; Metazoa; Chordata; Amphibia; Anura; Myobatrachidae
Gene: YTHDC1
Product: YTH N6-methyladenosine RNA binding protein C1
Exons: 17
Coding region: 351-2435 (694 amino acids)
Biological process (GO): regulation of alternative mRNA splicing, via spliceosome; mRNA splicing, via spliceosome
Cellular component (GO): nucleoplasm
Molecular function (GO): mRNA binding; N6-methyladenosine-containing RNA reader activity
Source: RefSeq, a predicted model, not a curated record
CGGUGUUUACGUCACGUGUGACAAGGCGGGCCGCGCUGCAUGCUGGGAGGAGGUGUUGUUGUCGCAGAGGGGUAAGGCUAGUAGCAGCCAUUUUGUGCCCAAUACAGGGCUAGGGAAGAAAGGGAUCGCUGCUGCCAGAGAGGGACAUCUACCGGGUUACGUGAACGUCGUCUCACGCCCCCCCCUGCUACUGGGACAGGUCGCUCCCCCUCGGGAUCUGCUCAGCCACGGCAGGAGAGCGGGACGCCCGGCGGGGCGGGGGGGACACCGUGAUAUCCGCCGGCGGCCAGGACAGCAGAGAGGCCCAUCACGGGGGCAGGCGGCGGCGCAGGAGGAGAUCCAGCCGGAGGAUGGAGGCAGAGAGAGGCGAGCAAGGCAAAGACGGAGAAGUAAAUGUUUUGGAUGAUAUCUUAACUGAAGCUCCAGACCAAGAUGAUGAACUAUACAAUCCUGAAAGCGAGCAGGAUGUGAAUGACAAAAAAGGGUCCAAAAGAAAAAUUGAGAGAGUUGAAAUGCCUGAAACAAAGCGACAAAAACAGUCCUCCCAUAUAACAAGACCCCCUCCUCAAAGGCUGUCUGCAGCUACAAAGAGGCCUGCCAGCACCAAAGGAAAGCAGGCAUCAGAAUACAAGAGUGAUGACUUUCCGAGACAUGACAGAAACAGGAGGCCAGAUGGUGAUCGAAGAAUUCAUCACUCAGGCAGCACAGGCCGCGAUGGGUUUAAAGGACCACAGGAUAAAGUUUACUUGAGAAAAAGAGAAACUGAAAGGAGGCCCAAAUCGAACACUCCAGAUAUUGCACCUGAGAAAAUAAGGCAUGAUUCAAGCAGGCGGCCAAGCGGAUCAAGUCGCUCCUCUGAUGGCAACUCUGAAAAUUAUGGGUCGGAUAGAGAUAGUGGCAGCAGCGAGUCCUCUGAUCAAGGAAACAGUGAGAAUGAAGAAGGGAUGGAGGAAGAAGAGGGAGAUGAAGGAGAAGAAGCUGAAGAGGAGGGUGAGGAAGAAUAUGGCCAGGAGCAUGAACGAAACCAGCGAGAGGGGAAUGAUUAUGAUACUCGCAGUGAGGCCAGUGACUCGGAGUCUGACUCUGCUUCAUUCUCUGGGGACUCCAUUCGUUCAGGUUCCGGCUCUGAUAUUUCAGAUCAGACAAAGAAGGAAAGGAAAAGGGAUAGAGGUAUUUCUCCAAUUGUGUUUGAUAGAAGUGGAAGUUCUGCAUCAGACUCUUAUGCAGGUUCAGAAAAGAAGCAUGAAAAAUUGCCCUCUUCUGUUCGUGAUGUUCGAAAAGAACGAAUCAAUAAAAUUCGGUAUAUUCUCCAGGAUGCUCGUUUCUUUCUCAUAAAGAGCAACAACCAUGAAAAUGUAUCUUUAGCUAAAGCAAAGGGUGUUUGGUCAACCUUACCAGUGAAUGAGAAAAAACUGAAUGCAGCUUUCAGGUCUGCGCGGAGUGUGAUUUUGGUGUUCUCUGUUAGAGAGAGUGGAAAAUUUCAAGGAUUUGCAAGGUUGUCAUCUGAAUCUCAUCAUGGUGGAUCUCCAAUACACUGGGUUCUUCCUGCAGGAAUGAAUGCAAAGAUGCUCGGUGGUGUGUUCAAGAUAGACUGGAUUUGCAGACGUGAACUCCCAUUUACGAAAUCUGCUCACCUAACGAAUCCAUGGAAUGAACAUAAACCAGUGAAGAUUGGACGCGAUGGUCAGGAAAUUGAACUGGAUUGCGGGACACAGCUUUGCCUUUUGUUUCCAACGGAUGAAAGCAUUGACUUGUAUCAAGUCAUUCAUAAAAUGAGGCACAAGAGAAGAAUGCAUUCACAACCCCGUUCGCGAGGUCGUCCCUCACGCCGAGAGGCAACACGAGAAGUGGGAAGGCGUCGACCAGAAGAUUAUGAUAUUCAUAACAACAGAAAGAAACCAAGAAUUGAUUAUCCCCCUGAGUUUCACCAGCGACCAGGUUUUGUCAAGGAUCCUCGUUUCCAAGAAGUGGAUAGAAGAUUUACAGGAGUUCGGAGAGAUGUAUUUUUAAAUGGAUCCUACAACGAUUACGUGAGAGAGUUUCAUAACAUGGGACCACCACCUCCAUGGCAGGGAAUGCCUCCGUACCCUGCAAUGGAACAGCCUCCACAUCACCCAUAUUAUCAGCAUCAUGCCCCUCCACCUCAAGCACAUCCACAGUUUUCAGGUCACCAUCCAGUUCAACAUGAUACACGAUAUCGGGAUAAACGGGUUCAUGACUAUGAUAUGAGAGUGGAUGACUUCCUUAGGCGCACGCAAGCUGUCGUCAGUGGCAGAAGAAGCCGUCCCAGGGAGCGGGAGAGAGAGCGUGAAAGAGAACGGCCCAGAGACAACCGGCGAGACAGAGGACGCGACCGUGACAGAGAUCGGGACAGGGAAAGAUUGCGUGACAGAGAUAGAGGCGAUAGAGGAGACCGAGGCAGAUACAGAAGAUAACUUCAUGAGCCAGCAUUUCUGUGCACAUGGAUGUGUCCUUUGUGUAUUUAUAAAGUAGCAACAUUUCUGUUAAAGCUGUCUAUUUUAAGAGUUCAAACAAUAACCUACAUUUGUUUUUGCUUUGAUCCACUGUUGUGCACAUACAUUGUCAGCUGGAGAAAUCUUAAAAUGACUAAUCUGGUGCACUUGGGUCUGUUGGAGAGCUUUUUGUACUUCAUAGUAAAAUUAUAGCUAUGUAAGUGUCCUCCAUGUAUAUUCUUCUUGAAACCUAGUUCUGCGCUAUAGCCAGUCCAAUGUGCGUAAAAGCAGAAACUCUUCUUGAAGGCCAUCUCAAACUGUUAUGGUUUUUCUUUUUCUCCCUCUUUAUACAUAGCUGCAGUUGAUUCUGUGAAAAUAAUGCUGCUAUAAAGUAUGCAAUUUUUGAAGGUUAGACUCAGAACAUAUUAUAAAUGGCACAAGCGUUCCCAUACUCUGUGAAGAAAGCAAUACUGUUAAGAGUACUUGAGAUGUGUAUACAAAUGAUGCUCUACCUUGUGUCUGAAUGGAGAGUGGACACAACCUGUGUGUGUGCUAGGUAGUGUGACCAUGUUAGCUUCUGCUAUCAUUAUGUAUUGAAUUAAUAACGUGUAAUUUAAUUUGUUACUACAGUGGUCUCUUAAGCCAUUUGAUAGCAGCUGUUCAGCUAAUUUCCCUCUGCUGCAAAGCCUUUUUUAUUUUGUCUAGCCCUAUACUCUUUUGUGCCAUGUUUUUUUUUUUUUUUUAAAUAAAGCCACUGUGGAAAUAUUAAGUUAACCUGUUCAUUUGAAUGGUUUUAUAAAAACAAAAAAUUCUACUAA